This is a messenger RNA of Aspergillus fischeri NRRL 181, 738 nucleotides long. RefSeq names its product dienelactone hydrolase family protein. The record is from RefSeq and is a predicted model, not a curated record. Gene Ontology annotation, molecular function: hydrolase activity. The coding region runs from base 1 to 738 and encodes 245 amino acids. Lineage: Eukaryota; Fungi; Ascomycota; Eurotiomycetes; Eurotiales; Aspergillaceae. The transcript has 4 exons.
AUGGCAUCCAACCCUCCCGGAGCUUGCUGUGCCUCUGGCUUCAAGCACGAAGGCAACCCCGUUGGGGAGAUCAAGACCGUCGAGGGUGUUGAAACCUACAUUUCAUACCCCAAGGACACCAAGAGCCCCGAGAAGGCCGUCGUUAUACUGAGCGACAUUUUCGGUAUCUAUGUCAACGCCCAGCUGCUUGCCGACGAAUUCGCUUCCAAUGGAUACCUCGCCGUUAUUCCCGAUCUCUUCCAGAAGGACGCUAUCAAGCUCAGUGACAUGGAAUCCGGCAAGGCUGAUCUUCCCGCAUGGCUUCCUAAGCACCAGACCGCCAACGUCGACCCUGUUGUCGAGUCUACAAUCAAGUACCUCAGACAGGACCUGGGAGUCAAGAGAAUCGCUGGUGUCGGUUACUGCUUCGGUGGAAAGUAUGUCUGCCGCUUCUUGAAGCCCGGUAAGAUCGACGUCGGUUACACCGCUCACCCCUCCUUUAUCACCAAGGAGGAGCUCGCUGCCAUCGCUGGUCCUCUUUCUAUCGCUGCCUCCGAAAUCGACAACAUCUUCACCACUCAGCUCCGUCACGAGUCCGAGGAUAUUCUGAUCAAGACGGGUCAGCCCUGGCAGAUCAAUCUGUUCAGCGGCGUUACACAUGGCUUCGCUGUCCGUGCUGACUUAAGCAACAAGCACUUCAAGUUUUGCAAGGAGCAGGCCUUCUACCAGGCUGUUGCGUGGUUCCAGCAGUACCUGUAG